GCACGCCGUGCUGACGUCACUGCGCGUCCUCAACGUCCCGCUGGCUCCGGGGGCUUUCGGGAAGGCGGCGGCUGAACGGUCCGGUGCUGCGGCUUCCCGGGCGCGGAGGCCCCAGUGCCCCGGCUCCGCGACUUAGAUCACUGAGAGUCUUCAUUUCCUCCCAUGUUUCCCUAGAAAUAAACCCAAUCAUAGAAAUCUGAAAAGUGUUAUAAAAAAUCCAGUUUGAAUUCUGUGGAGUGUCCUUUUGUGUAUGAAUAGUUAUAUAAAAUACUGAGUUCUCACAGAGUGCUAGUAAGUAUGGUACAUUGUGCAACAGGAAUGCUGUGGUAAAGCAGGGUUAUUAGAUACUUGUGAUAACAGAAGAAGGCUAUGUCUUAAUAAAUUGAUUCAUCCUUAAUUCUAGCAGACUUAAAAGAAGUGCAGGUGGACUUUUUAAAAUGCAGUCUAGUUAGGUUUGCUGUCUGUUGACCAGAUGUCUUAAAAUGAUCGACACAGGAAGGCUUAAGCUAGUGACAUAGAAGAUUUAGCAGGUAAGAAGAAGAACAGUCUAAGCUUUAAGCAAAGGUCAUUCACCGCACAUACUGUCUAUAGUCUUAAUAGGGCUGUGUGUUAACUUCAGAAGGUAACUGACAUCAUUCUGACCCACUUUAGAAAAUGCUGUCAUGAUGAGCUGUACGAAAUUAGCUUUUAGGAAAUGUGGCCAUGUGGAGAGUUUAGUUACUUGUAUUUGGUAGAUGAAUAGAGUAGUUUGAAUGUUGUAUUAAAGUCUUUAUAAGGGAAAAAAAAAGCCUGCAUAUAAUUUUUCCAAUAUAGUCAGCAAUUGACUUAGUAUCUAGACUUCAUAACUUUUCAUGAAAGUAAAUUAUGGGUAAAUAGCUCUUGGGUUACCCACAAGAGUUAAUACUGUCCCAGAGUCCUGAGUAGUGUAGUAUCUUGGAAAAGGAGACAGAUUUGUCCUAUGUGACAGUGAACUUAUAUAAAUCCAAUCAGAGUGAGUUCUACCUAGUUAGCCCGCCAUUCCAUUUCUGUCUGUGGUGGAGAUCUUAGUGUGAAGUGGUGAGACACCUCACAGGGCAGUUUAAGCUGUCAGAAAUACCGUCACUACUCAUGCACAAAACUAUCUCCCAGACAGUUGUCCAAGGUACCUUACACCAAAAAACCAAAAGUAUAAUGGAAAAUAGCACAACCUUGCCAAAUUGGACAAGAGAGAGCAAAGAAAAAAUGAAGUACGACUUUUCGUGUGAGCUGUACAGAAUGUCCACGUACUCGGCUUUCCCCGCUGGAGUUCCUGUCUCGGAACGGAGUCUGGCUCGUGCUGGCUUUUACUACACGGGUGUCAACGACAAGGUCAAGUGCUUCUGCUGUGGCCUGAUGCUGGACAACUGGAAGCAAGGGGACAGCCCUGUUGAAAAGCACAGGCAGCUGUACCCCAGCUGCAGCUUCGUCCACACUCUGAAUCCCGCCAGUCUGCCGUCCCCGACCAAGAGCACAGCUCCUGUGAGGAGUGGGUUUGCACAGUCGUUACCUCCUCCGGAACGCGGUGGUACUUACUCCAGCUUGUCCUCAAACGCUCUCCGUUCUAGAGCAGUGGAAGACUCCCCAUCGAGGGUGAGUCCCUGCAGCCAUACCAUGACUACUGAAGAGGCCAGACUUCUUACUUACAACACGUGGCCAUUGUCCUUUCUGUCUCCGGCCGACCUGGCCAGAGCCGGCUUCUACUAUGUAGGACCUGGAGACAGGGUGGCCUGCUUUGCCUGUGGUGGGAAACUGAGCAACUGGGAACCGAAGGAUGACGCCAUGUCAGAGCACCGGAGACAUUUCCCCAGCUGCCCAUUUCUGGAAAAUUCUUCAGAAACACAGAGAUUUAGUAUAUCAAAUCUGAGUAUGCAGACACACUCUGCUCGAAUGAGGACGUUUUUGUACUGGCCGUCUAGUGUUCCUGUUCAGCCUGAGCAGCUUGCAAGUGCUGGAUUUUACUACAUGGAUCGCAAUGAUGACGUCAAGUGCUUUUGCUGUGAUGGUGGCUUGAGAUGUUGGGAGUCUGGAGACGACCCCUGGGUGGAGCACGCCAAAUGGUUUCCAAGGUGUGAGUUCUUGAUCCGGAUGAAGGGGCAGGAGUUUGUUGAUGAGAUUCAAGCUAGAUAUCCUCAUCUUCUUGAACAGCUGUUGUCCACUUCAGACACCCCAGAAGAAAAUUCUGAACCUCCAAUUGUGCAUUUUGGACCUGGCGAAAGUUCAGAAGAUGCGGUCAUGAUGAGCACGCCCGUGGUUAAAGCGGCUUUGGAAAUGGGCUUCAGUAGGAGCCUGGUGAGACAGACGGUUCAGCGUCAGAUCCUGGCCACCGGGGACAAUUACAGGACCGUCAGUGACAUUGUCUCCGCACUUCUUAAUGCUGAGGAUGAAAGAAGAGAGGAGGAGAGGGACAGACAGACUGAAGAAGCGGCGUCAGGUGACUUGUCAUUAAUUCGGAAGAAUAGGAUGGCCCUCUUUCAACAGUUGACGUGUGUCCUUCCGAUCCUGGAUCAUCUUCUUGAGGCCAGUGUAAUCACUAGACAGGAACAUGAUAUCAUCCGACAGAAAACACAGGUGCCCUUACAAGCACGAGAGCUGAUUGACACUGUUUUAGUCAAAGGAAAUGCUGCAGCCAAUAUCUUCAAAAACUGUCUGAAGGAAAUUGACUCCACAUUAUAUGAAAACUUAUUUGUGGAAAAGAACAUGAAGUAUAUUCCAACAGAAGACGUUUCAGGCUUGUCCUUGGAAGAGCAGUUGCGGAGACUGCAAGAAGAACGAACUUGCAAAGUGUGUAUGGACAGAGAGGUUUCUAUUGUGUUCAUUCCUUGUGGUCAUCUGGUAGUCUGCCAGGAGUGUGCCCCUUCCCUGAGGAAGUGCCCCAUCUGCAGGGGCACGAUCAAGGGGACUGUGCGCACAUUUCUCUCAUAAAUGAAGAGUGGUUUAAAGUAUCGUUGGACACCAGAAGCUGAACAAAGAAUGAAUUACUGAUUCAACGAGUACAUUCAUGUUUGCUCUUCUCCAGAGUUAGUAAUCCUGCUUCAUGAAAGAUAGUAUUGUAUAUUUAAUUUGUUUAGUUGCAAGAGAAGGUCCGUGCUGGUCAGCUAAGGAGCGUGAAUGUAUAAAAACAGGAGUGGUGGUGCUUGCUGUGUGUCAUUCAGGAGUUACUGGGUUUGGAGUUUGUGAAAGCUUUAGAUUCGGGUGACGUGGAGCUCAGAAAUCCUGGAAACCAGUAGCCCUGUCACCCAGCAGUUACAGUGCCUCAUGCUUCAUGGUGCUUCUUUUUCUCCUUCCUGGAGAAUAAGAAUUUUUCUGUUACUUGGUAAAUAAGAUUCCCCUAAUUGUGAGAAACGUACUAAUAAAGUGUUUUUGAAAGGCUUGCA
Messenger RNA from Peromyscus maniculatus bairdii (prairie deer mouse), 3392 nucleotides. It is a transcript of the gene Birc2, whose product is annotated as baculoviral IAP repeat containing 2. Gene Ontology annotation, cellular component: nucleus; cytoplasm. The record is from RefSeq and is a predicted model, not a curated record. Gene Ontology annotation, biological process: positive regulation of protein ubiquitination; regulation of cell cycle; negative regulation of apoptotic process. NCBI's taxonomy places the organism in Eukaryota, Metazoa, Chordata, Mammalia, Rodentia, Cricetidae. Gene Ontology annotation, molecular function: ubiquitin protein ligase activity; cysteine-type endopeptidase inhibitor activity involved in apoptotic process.